Oncorhynchus keta (chum salmon) is the source of this 333-nucleotide messenger RNA. Its product is annotated as nuclear pore complex protein Nup107-like. Gene Ontology annotation, cellular component: nuclear pore; nuclear pore outer ring. The transcript has 4 exons. Gene Ontology annotation, molecular function: structural constituent of nuclear pore. Lineage: Eukaryota; Metazoa; Chordata; Actinopteri; Salmoniformes; Salmonidae. The coding region runs from base 1 to 333 and encodes 110 amino acids. Gene Ontology annotation, biological process: regulation of DNA-templated transcription; post-transcriptional tethering of RNA polymerase II gene DNA at nuclear periphery; mRNA export from nucleus. The record is from RefSeq and is a predicted model, not a curated record.
AUGGUUACUGAGCUGGGGCUUUUAGGCCUGUUCUUCACAGGCUUCAAUGUUCCCCUGGUUACUGAGCUGGACCCUGACGCCCCCAUCAGACAGAGACGUCCCCUGGCAGACCUGGACAGAGAGGAUGAUGCCAGACUGCUGAAGUAUCUCUUCACCCUCCUCAGAGCGGGCAUGACUGACGAGGCCCAGAGGCUGUGUAAGCGCUGUGGCCAGGCAUGGAGAGCUGCUACUCUGGAGGGAUGGAAGCUGUACCACGACCCCAACAUCAACGGAGGUCAGUUCUCCGUCGUACACUCUCACCAACAGAUGUAUGACACCAAGUGGAGGUCGUGA